AUGAAUGAAGUCGAGAAUAAUUUUAAUGAUGUUUCAGAAAUGUUAGAUGAUAUGUGUAAUGCUACUGUUAUGGAAACUGAUAUGGAAGAGACACAUACUAAUCAAGAUAAUAACAUGCCAGAAGAAGAGGUAGAAAAAUUUGCUAAAUUGUGGAAUGAUUCUCAUUGUGAACUAUACCCUGGUAGUCAAUAUUCGAAGCUAUCUUUUCUUCUUAAGAUGAUUAAUAUUAAAGCACUUACUAAUUCUAGUAAUAAAUCAUUUACUAUGAAUUUGGAGUUGUUUAUGGAUGCACUGCCAAAGGGUGAAACUCUUCCAAGCUCAAAUUAUGAGAUGAAAAAAUUGAUGCGCGAUCUAGGUCUUGGUUAUGUAAAGAUUGAUGCUUGUAUAAAUGAUUGUGUACUAUUUUGGAAGGAAAAUGAAAAUCUUGAUAGGUGUCCUAAUCCAGCUUGUAAGGCUCCUAGAUGGAAAUCAGGGUUGGGAAAACACAAGAAGAUUGCUCAAAAAGUUCUUAGGCACUUUCCCUUAGUACCUAGACUUCAGAGAUUGUUUAUGUCUAAAGAUAUUGGUGAAGAUAUGAGGUGGCAUAAGGAGAAACGUGUAGAUGAUGAGAUGAUUAGACAUCCAGCUGAUGCUAUGGAAUGGAAAGAUUUUGACAAUCAACAUGAUUGGUUUGCUAAAGAUGCUCGUAACGUGCGCCUUGGUCUUGCUAGUGAUGGAUUUAACCCUUUUGGAAAUAUGAGCACAAAUUAUAGCAUGUGGCCUGUGAUUGUGACGCCAUAUAAUUUACCACCAUGGAAAUGCAUGAAGGAGAAUUUUUUGAUGUUAUCUUUGCUUAUCCCAGGUAAGGAAUCUCCCGGAAAUAAUAUAGAUGUAUACUUAAGACCAUUAAUUGAUGAGUUAAAAGAAUUAUGGGAGACUGGUGUGCCAACAUAUGAUGCAUAUAGCGCGUAUGGAAUGUUAUCUGGAUGGAGCACAAAAGGAAAAUUAGCAUGCCCUGUGUGUAAUAAGUGGACUUGUUCGCUAACUUUGAAAAAUGGAAGGAAGCAAUGUUAUAUGGGUCAUCAUAGAUACUUACAUUCUCAACAUUCUUGGAGAAAAAAUAAGAAAUUUGAUGGAAAACUCGAGCGCAGGUCGAAGCUUGAAGAAUUGACAAGAGAUGAAGUUCUAAGACAAUUUGAAUUUGUUCCAAAAGAUUUGGUAUUUGGGAAGACACCUAAUAGAAAAAAGCGUGUACGCAGUCCACAAGAGCUCAAUUGGACAAAAAGAAAGAAGAAUAUAUGUGAAAAUAUCUUGGGGACAUCGAUGAAUAUUGAUGGAAAAUCAAAGGAUAAUAUUAAGGCUCGGAUGGAUUUAAAAGCUAUGGGUAUAAGAAAAGAGUUACAUUUACAGCCAAAAGGUAAUAAAUUUCUAAUGCCUCUUGCUUGUUAUACAUUACCGACGCUAGAGAGGAGAAAGUUUUGUGAAUGGAUGAAAUCAAUAAAGUUGCCAGACGGAUAUGCUUCAAACCUUUCUCGAUGUGUAAAUGUUGAAGAUUGUAAAAUUUUGGGAAUGAAAAGCCAUGAUUAUCAGAGUUGA
Mercurialis annua (annual mercury) is the source of this 1575-nucleotide messenger RNA. RefSeq lists its product as uncharacterized. The record is from RefSeq and is a predicted model, not a curated record. The transcript has 4 exons. NCBI's taxonomy places the organism in Eukaryota, Viridiplantae, Streptophyta, Magnoliopsida, Malpighiales, Euphorbiaceae. The coding region runs from base 1 to 1575 and encodes 524 amino acids.